This is a messenger RNA of Trichosurus vulpecula (common brushtail), 5822 nucleotides long. It is a transcript of the gene RAB11FIP2, whose product is annotated as RAB11 family interacting protein 2. Gene Ontology annotation, biological process: regulated exocytosis. Gene Ontology annotation, cellular component: endosome; phagocytic cup. The transcript has 5 exons. Lineage: Eukaryota; Metazoa; Chordata; Mammalia; Diprotodontia; Phalangeridae. The record is from RefSeq and is a predicted model, not a curated record. Gene Ontology annotation, molecular function: small GTPase binding. Bases 186 to 1724 code for a protein of 512 amino acids.
GUUUGUUUGGACAGGAAGCAAAUAGAAAUUGGGCAACUUUGAGCUGCUGUGUCUGCGAAGUGCCCUUACCAUGCAGUUAUUAAAGACUUAGGCUCGGGGAAGUUUCAUUUAUUUUUAUUUUUUGCUACUGCUUGUGUCUUCCUCUCUGUCGUAUCGGGGACCCCCCCCCCAAAGUAAAAGGCAAAAUGAUGUUGUCCGAGCAAGCCCAGAAGUGGUUUCCAACUCAUGUGCAAGUCACCGUGCUUCAAGCCAAAGAUCUGAAGCCGAAAGGCAAAAGUGGCACCAAUGACACAUACACUAUCAUCCAGCUGGGCAAGGAAAAAUACUCCACCUCUGUGGCAGAGAAAACCCUUGAUCCGGUCUGGAAAGAAGAGGCUUCUUUUGAGCUGCCCGGAUUGCUCAUGCAGGGCAAUCCAGAGAAAUACAUUCUUUUUCUGGUAGUCAUGCACAGGUCUUUGGUGGGUCUGGAUAAAUUUUUGGGGCAGGUGGCAAUCAAUCUCAAUGACAUCUUUGAGGACAAACAGAGAAGGAAAACAGAGUGGUUUAGGUUAGAAUCUAAACAAGGGAAAAGAGCCAAAGACAGAGGAGAAAUAAAGGUCAACAUUCAGUUUAUGAGGAACAAUAUGACAGCCAGUAUGUUUGAUCUAUCAAUGAAGGACAAAACAAGAUCUCCUUUUGCAAAACUAAAAGAUAAAAUGAAAGGUAGAAAGAACGAUGGGACGUUUUCUGAUACUUCUUCAGCGAUCAUUCCAAGUACUCAUAUACCUGAUGCUAACACUGAACUUUCAAGUAGUGAAAUACAGAUGAAAUCCAAACCAAAAAAGCCUUUUCUUUUGGGACCUCAGCGACUCUCUUCAGCUCAUUCAAUGUCCGAUUUAACGGCAUCACAUGUUUCUUCAGAGAAAUUGAAGACCAGUACUAUUGGUCAUACACAUCUUUUCAGGCGCCAGCUAGAGUCUUUCGAAUCUGUUGAGGAAAGUGGAAGUCUCAAAUCUCCACAUAGAAGAACAUUAAGUGCUGAUACUUCUAAAAUCAACCAACCUGACAGCAUAGUUGAUGAAGGUGAAUCGUCUUUUGGAACACAAAAUGACCCAUUUACCAAUGUGACUGCUUCAUUACCCCAAAAAUUUGCAACACUGCCAAGAAAGAAGAAUCCAUUUGAAGAAAGCAGUGAAUCAUGGGACAGUGGCGUGAGUUUAUUUUCAAAAUCAGUUGAAGUCAAAAAAGAAAAUAAAAGAGAGAAAAGGGAGAAAGUUAGUCUUUUUGAAAGAGUGACUGGGAAAAAAGAUAGCAGGAGGUCUGACAAACUUAGCAACGGGGGAUCGGACAGUUCUUGUGACUUGAAAUCACCUAAUGCAUUUGGUGAAAAUCGCCAGGAUUAUUUUGAUUAUGAUUCUACUAACCCGUUUACAACAAACUUCAGGACUACAAACAUGAUGCCAUCUUCUAGUUUUCAUAUGAAACCGACAAGCAGUGAAGAUCUCAGGAAAAUACUGGAUAGCAAUCCUUUUGAUGCCACAGCAGGGUAUCGAAGUCUUACCUAUGAAGAAGUAUUACAAGAGCUGGUGAAACACAAAGAACUACUUAAAAGAAAAGAUACCCAUAUCCGUGAACUUGAGGACUACAUUGACAAUCUUCUUGUAAGAGUAAUGGAAGAAACCCCAAGUAUUCUCAGAGUGCCAUAUGAACCUUCAAGAAAAGCUGGCAAAUUUUCUAAGAGUUAAUAAGCCAGUUGCACUGCAUUUCAUACUUUUAAAAAAUGCUAGUGGAAGACACUGUACAAUAGGUUUAAAUUUUGUUUUUUUUUUUCCUGUUAACUUCUCAGAAAUUGCUUUAAAUUAGUAGUGGGGAUUGCCAGAAAGUGUCAUCUCUGAAGUGAGCUAAAUAAUAUAAAUCUUUAAAGUAAAAAAGGCUAGCAUCUCUAGGGUGUAUAACUUUUCCUUGGGUGUAAAUUAGGCCUUCUAAGCCUACUUCCCUACUUCCUGAUUAAUCUAUUGGUGCGGACAUUUACCUUAGUAACAUUCACCUUCCAAAAUGCCUGUCUGUUGCUAAGACUUUUUUCAUCAUUCAGAUCCUGCCUUCUGAAAUACGAUUACAUUUUUUUUAUUUUUUUUGAGAAAUCAAUUUGAGGAUAAUGUUUAGGCACAGAACUACUAAUUACAUAUAUGCACAGAUAAGCAUUUUAUAUUUAUAAUUGAUACGUUUUAAGGUUGAAUUUCUCAUGUCCUUCAUUUGAACAUGUGAAUGUGUUUUAUUUAUUGGUGCAAAACAAAAAUCAGUUCUUACUAGUAUUACUGUUUAUGCAGAGACUAUUUUGACUCGGUCCUAACCAUGUGAUAUUUGGUGUGAAAGUGAACUGCAAUGUAAUGUAAUACUUUAAAAUCCAUUCCUGGUACUCAUUGGAAGAAAUGGCCCAAAAGUGGUGGAGUGUCAUACUUAUGUAAUAUUGAGACUUUCUUAGGAUAUUUCAACUUCAAGAGCUUAGAUAUUUGUUGGAGCUCAUUUUUUUUAUCCUAAAAUUUUAGUUUUGUGUGAAAACUGUAAAAUUGGUAACAAACUAAUAAAAUAUGUGGGUUUUUAAAAAAUAUUUUGUAAAGAUAUUGCAUGCUUUUAAAGAUGUGGACAAGUUGUUAAAAAGGAAGAUGUCAAACGUCAAAGAAAGUUGGAGGAAGGGGAAAGAUAUAGUCAAAUAUUUGAAUAAUUUAUAAUAGUGGCACAUAUAAGAUGUUUAGAACUGAGCAUAAAAUUGGCAGUGUUGUAGGAAUAUUGACAAAAGCAAAAUACAUUUUAAACAUUAAGAGUUUCAGGUUUGGGAAUUUUUAAACUUUAAACCCCCAAAAGGCUAGAUGAAGGGAUUGUGAAAUUUUAGUGCACGUCUUUACUCAGAGAAUAAUAUAUAUUUACAUUUCUUGAAGGUUCAAUUAGUGAUAUGAUUUUUUUUUCUGGUGAAUUUUUCAUCCCUCUACAAAGCACGCUUAGUUACUUCUAUAGGGCAUCUUUAGAUGUUGUUACAAAAUGCAUGUGAAAUUAUCCCAUCAUUUCAGAUGGAAAUGUAGUGGUGAAAGAAAAAAGUUUUUGUUUUGUUUUUAAACUUUCUGUUUGAUAACUUUAAAGAAAUUAUUACAGUGAUAAGCCAAGAAGGAAGCUUUAUCUUCCUAAUGUUAAGAAAUUAAUUUCAGUUUGGGAUGUGUCUUCUACACCCUCUUGUCCCUGUUCUUUAAUGAAAUUUGUAAUGUUUCUGACACAGCUUGACUUCACUAAAAAAAUAAUAAAGUAGAUAAGAUUCUUUAAAAGAGCUAGUUAAAGGACUUGUUUUUAAAACAGUAUUUAGAAUUAUCUUUUUUAUCACUUUAAUAUUUGGAGUCAGAGAAUAUUGAGUGUACUUAUCCAAAGGAUCUGGCCCUUUAUUCACAAUAUUUACUUACUUCUCCUAAGAGAGCAUCAUUUUAAAAUUCUGAAAUAAUUUUCCUAAGUAGCAUGUAGUUCAUUUUCUAAAAUUAGAAAAUAGGAAAUGGAAAAUUGAUUUGGCCCGUUUUUCCCCAACUUACUGUUUAGGGUUUAGAAUAUAUAGCGACUAUACCUCGAAUAUCAAUUUUUUUUUCUUGUUUGAGGUCUUAAUGACAAAUAUUUUCAAAUCUGGUGCCAAAGGUUAUGAUUUUUAUUACUAAGAUUGGGGGUCAUUCAUUUGUGCCACAAAGAUUCUUGGAUAUUUUAGUGUACUUUGGCCAAAUAUGCUUUUAUGUAACAAAUUAAUUCUAUUUUGCCAUAGGUACCCACAUAUCUCAUGUCAUAAGUAUGACACAACCAAAUCUACUUUAAAAGAAAGACUAUUUCCCUGCAUAAAGAAUCAGGAAUCAAUAAGCUGUUCAUUUUUAUUGUUGUAAGCCAAAAUGAGUAUUGUAUUAAAACUUGAUUUUAAUUGCACUUAGUACCACCUGAAACUAUUUCAGUUAUUGGUUACUAUCACAUUACUUAGAGCUGAAUGCUAUUUUCAUUAUGAUUACAUUAUAAAUCAAUAUAAUUGAAACAGAGAAAAAAAUUAGUCCUCAAAUUUUGUUUACAAAUGAAAGUGUUUUAAUCUGUCCUUGGUUGAAAGUAGAAACGAAACUGCCUUCAAUAUCUAGAAUUGCAAAAAGGCAGAAAAUAAUAUUAUAACUUGUAUUUUUAAGUAUAACUUUAUAAUCAAAUAUUAGAGAUUUGAUUAUGUAUUUUUUUAGGCUAGUAGUUUAGAAAUGAGGGUACAAUUAAUUUUUUAACAGGAAGUAUGAUAGUAAUGAACACAUUUUUUCCUCUGUGCUGAAACACAUUUAUGUACUCAGAAGCAUUUCAUUGAUCUUUUAAACAUAAAAUAAUUCACACAAUAUAUUCUCAAAACCUGUUGUAAGCCGAGAAACUUCUAUUAUAUUAAUUUAAAAGUUUUUAUUUUAUAAAAUCACACAUGCAAAUUUCAUUUCAGUAUUCAUUCCAAUUUAGUGAUAAUAAUAUUGGAAAUAUUUGCCUACAGUUCUUUUAACUUUCACUUACGGGACAAAUACCAGGGUCAUAUCUUAGAGUUGUAAAUAAAAUGAUAACUUAUUACCCAUUCAUGAAGAAUGUAUAACAUUUAGAUGUUACUUUUUGCUGCUAUAUUUUGUUUUGAGCUUUGUUUUGUCACCUUUGCAUGCAUGAAUGUAGCAUUAUCCAUAGAUUAGCCACUACUACAUCUAUUGCUUUUGGCAGGGAAUCAAGAUCUAGUUGUAAUUUUCCAGCUGUGAAAAUGUUGCCUUGUUCUUAAAAAUAUUUCAUGAAUGGAAACCUAAGCAAAACUAAGUUCAUCAGUGAAUAACUUGCUUUCUUCCUAUGUGCUUUCCCCCACCCCCAUCUUCCUCAAAGGGGGAGGGGCACAUUUUCUUUGACUAGGAGAAUCUUAAAAAGAAAUAAGAACUGCUUUCUUUAAUAUAUCUACAAUAACUGCUGUAUGAGAGGUUUUAUUUUCUUCUAUAGCUUUUAAGAAAGAGCCUAUCUUGGAUUUGUAAAUCACACCAAAACUUUUUGAUGUUCCUGUACUCAUACAUCUUGUAGAUAUGGUAGGUGUAAGUUGUGUGUGUUAAAAUGAACUUUAAGAGCAUGUUGAUUCACUUACUCUCUUUGAAGUAAGAGGUGAAGGAUUAUGGCAUUGCUAGUUCAUGAUACUAGAUUUAAAGGUCUGUCAGCACUUCCAUUGUAAACUCCAUUUUAAUGGAUUUAUAACUUUAAUAAUCCAGAUGUAAUCAUUGGAAGUAUUUAAUAUGCAAUAGAUAGCACCUUAACUAAUCUGCAUAUGAAGGGUUUUCAGAUGCAUUUAUUAAGAAGUAUAGAAGCUCUUCAAGCAUUAAACUAGAGUUGACAUCAUUUAUUUCAUUUAUUUUCUAUGUCAAAGAAUUCACUCUUAUGUGGAAUUGAAAUCUGUUACAAAUAAUACAUUUGGGCUUAUUCAUGCUAGAAGCUUCCAGAUGUUUUGUAUUUUGAAGUAUAAAAAAUUGCUGCAGAACCUAGAAUGUGUAUAUUUAUCAGGUAUGCAAAAGAUAUAAACAUUAUUUAUAACAGAAGAGUACAUACUUGUCUUAUUAAAAAUACUGUAGUAACUUGUACACAUUUUUGAAGGUACAAAACUUACAAGUAUAUUUAAAUAUUGUAUUAAUGUGACACCAAAUUUAUGUAAUCUGAUGCAUGAAGAAUCAGAAUUUUUAUAUUACAUACUGUAAGUAUUGAUUUAUUAUAGCUGAUUAAAAUGUAUAAUCUUAAUAACCAUCUAUAAUUUUAAUUGCAUGUCUAAAAUAUUAAUAAAUUUCCAAAGUACAUCA